Messenger RNA from Phytomonas sp. EM1, 1374 nucleotides. The record is from the annotation of a GenBank genome assembly. Lineage: Eukaryota; Euglenozoa; Kinetoplastea; Trypanosomatida; Trypanosomatidae.
GGCUGCAUUCCCUAAUAUGCAUUAUCAUCGUUUUCAUUAUACUAGGAGAAUUCAUUCAUUGCAUUCUCACCGAUUACUUUCAAGAUGAAAUCUACUGCGGAUUUAUCAGGGGAACGCUCGAUGCAGCCUUUCCAGAUGCUUUUGCGUGUGCGCCGUCGCCGAUCUCGCAAAGGUAUUAGCGAGAAAGCGACAGAAGAUGAUGGAGACAUGCCACCGCGUGUCCGAGUGCGAUGGGAUGACAACUCCGGACAUGUUCCUCUCAUCUCAGCAUGCGAUCAUUAUACGAAUUCGUUAGAAUUGUCUUCGUCAACUGAAACUGCUGUUUUCCAACGCUUGCAGAAAAAUGUUACUAUAUCCCGUGGACAAGGGCACAUGGAGAGAGCCCUAACGUCGUCACUUAUAUCGGAUAGUAAGGCUAAUGAGGUGGGUGGGACCACACUUUGCGUCAAUGCUGUUAAGCGAGCCCAUCAGUAUAUUCUGAUUGAUUGUGUAGCAGGGGAUAUUGAGACACCAUUGGGCACCGGUGAAGAAAUGAAAGAAGAUCUUUACGUGAUGUUAACGGACUCUAGCAAGCUACAAAAGGACACGCCGUCGCCUACAUGCAGCGACCACAGCGAUGAAUUCGAUUUUGACAAACUAACCAUAAGUGAAAGACCUCUACCUGCAAUUCACCCGAUUCGACAGAUCGGGAAGCGCCCGCGUGAUGCCAGCGGUUCGGUGCACACGUUUUUCCUAGUACCAUCCCGACGUGCACGACCAGAUGGAGGAGGGGUCGACGCGGAGGCGCCUUCUUCUUCAUGGCCACCGAUUUGUGAGGACCAUGACAACACCCUAUUGGAUUGCAUACAUGGUUACGGGGACUUCGCUCCAUUUGUUCUCGAGAGUAGCGGGGCGGCUCAGGAGGAUCUUUACUGUUGUGCGGAUCACCGCAAAGACGAUGAGUACGACAGUAAUGCAGAGGAUUUCUCAGCGAACGAUUACCCCGAAACUGAGCAGUUAGACAAUUCGAUGCCAGACAUAGAUGACGACUGCACAGCCCACGAGGACAACGCAUUUAGUGAAAUUUGUCGGGCGUCAAGACGUUGCACUGAUUACGGCGUUUUCUGCGAGCCGGAUUAUCUUGAAACCUCCUUAGGUGAGGGCUGGGAAAGCGAUUAAGAAUGAAAUUAACAGUCAAUGAAAUAUAAUGACCGGAGUUUAUUUAUGCAUUUAGAUCCAUAUUCUCCUUCUGUGACUUAACCCGGCCUUGACAUAAAAUAUGAGGUGGCAUAAUUUAUUCAUAUUGAGUUUGUGAUCGUUUAUUCAGUUCUAACUCCGAAGUAUGUGUUGUUUAAGGGGCUGCAUUUAUUAAUGUAGCCAUUUACAGGGAAAAAA